Messenger RNA from Cololabis saira (Pacific saury), 2938 nucleotides. RefSeq lists its product as uncharacterized. NCBI's taxonomy places the organism in Eukaryota, Metazoa, Chordata, Actinopteri, Beloniformes, Belonidae. Gene Ontology annotation, molecular function: metal ion binding; mRNA binding. The transcript has 2 exons. The coding region runs from base 110 to 1399 and encodes 429 amino acids. The record is from RefSeq and is a predicted model, not a curated record.
AGCAGCAACUUCUGAGCAAACUCAUGCCAGCGAGCUGCACACGUCUGCCGCUGCAGCACUAGACCGGACGGAGGCUCCGACAACACGGCAAAAACAAGACGAAGGAAACAUGCCGUCGAACUCCCCAAACCAGUUUUCAGACCUGGAGGAAAUGAUGUGCAAGCAUUUACUGAAUCUUGACCUCAGGGAGCAGAACAGACCGUCUCCAUCUCUCGGCCUGGCGAUGACACCAGGUUGCGUGGGUGAUCUGUGUAGAAGUUCCUCCUUUUCUCUGUCGUCGCUGCCCUCCAUCCCCACGGAUGCUGCAGAUAGUCUGUUUCUGACCACCAGCCAGUGGAUGCAGCAGUCAGAAGGUCCCCUGCCGCCUCAGCUCGGUAAUUCCACACAGUGGGGAAAGUCGGGCUUCCUUUCUCAGCGCUCUGUCAGCAUGGUGGAGACGGGCAGCGCACCAGGAGCAAGUCUAAGCUGGCCUGGGACUGACUUGAAUUUAUCUCAAAGUGACCUGAGCCUCUCUGUACUCAAUAGCGGCUCUUCCUCAUCUACAUCGUCGGUUUCCAGCUCCUCUUCACGGUAUAAAACUGAACUGUGUCGGUCCUUCACCGAGAAUGGCUUGUGCAAGUAUGGAGGAAAGUGCCAGUUCGCUCACGGGGCGGAAGAGCUGCGAGAUCUUAACAGACAUCCAAAGUAUAAAACAGAGCCAUGUCGUACCUUUCACACCAUUGGCUUCUGCCCCUAUGGGAUCCGCUGUCACUUUGUCCACAACAAUGAGGAAGAAAAUAAACCCUCCUUCUCUCGCUCCUCGUCAUCUUCUUCCUCCUCCAACAUUCCUCAACAGCCACCUUCCACCACCCGCUCACACAGGCCUGCUCUCCUCAGGCAGAGUUUCAGCUUUGCUGGCUUUCCCUCUGCUCCUCAGCAGCUCCUCCAGCCUGCUCUAACCAGCCAUGCUCCUGUUCCUGCUGCCGCCUCGUUCACACGUGCCCCAUCGGCCUCUCCUCCGUCCUGCGCCGACAUUACAGACCUCCUCUCCCACGCCUUCCUAGAGAUGGACUCUCCUGCCCACCAAUACCAAGCCCCCAGGGGCCAAGCUACCCCAACUGACCCAUGGUCUCCAUUCCUGCCUUCCCCUGAUUCUGGCUAUUCCCCGUGUGGGCUAUCGCCCACUGACUCACACUCCCUUAGGCAGAGCCCCGGUGCCGCUGGGGCUCUCCCAGGACCAAUGGGCACCCGAUCCCUGUCCUACACCUCUCUGUCAGACCCGGACCAGGAUGGAGGAAGCUCUGCUAGUUCGCUCAGUGGCUCUGAAUCCUCCGGGGGCAAUAAUGAAGCCAAUGGCAAACGUCUGGCAGUGUUCAGUCAGCUCUCUGUGCCCGAGGAUACAGCUGGCCUUUCUCUUUAGGCUGCAGUCUGCUUGCACGUGUAUGCAUACACAUUCAGUUUCGGUUUAUGCAGUGCACACACAUCCGUGCUCACACUAGAGACGCAAAGCUCAUACCACACGACCGGAUCACCAUAGACGUUUUUGCAGCUAACACAUCAGGAGAAAUUAAGACUUAAGGACUGACUCAAAACAGAAAGACUCCCCUUCAUGUGGUCAAAAAUAUCACAAACCAUUGUGAAAGUAAAGUGUCUUUGCACCAAAAUGGAGACCAUAUACUGUAAGACAGAUACUUAAUUGUGACAAAAGCCUUUAUUUUUAUCUAAAUAUUCUGCUGAGAUGGGAAAUUGCAACAAAGCUUGAUAAGUUGUAAUCAGUCUGAUUGAUUUAUCCUUGAGCCAACCCAUAUCGCUGAUAUUUUUUUUUUUCUCCUCCUGUAUCAGUAAAGUAGGUUGUGAAACCAAAGACAUUGUAGCUCAAACGUUUCAAUAGUGGAAGAAAAGACCCAUUAUGAUCUAUGUUUAGGAGUUCUUGCAUUAAUUGUGCACAGUAUGGUUUAUAAGCUUGUGAAAGAGUUUUUUUUGUUAGUUUUUUUUCUACACAAUUGUGCCAUCAUAGGUUAUGUUCUCGUCACUGACCUUGAACAUGAAUGUUCGGAUUUUAAACGUUGUGGCCCUCGGCCUCGUGUUUCCUUAUCUAACAGGUCGAACCAAGAAUCUGAUUUGUUUAGAGAGAUGUGAGCAGGUGUGGAUAUUUUUUUUGUUUGUUUAUUUUAUAUAUAAUUGGAUUUGUUGUGAUGGUUUCUUGUGCUACCAGUGACAUGUCAAAUUGUCACACAAUGUUUGCAGCCUGCAGUUACAAAAAGCAAGGUGAUCGGGUUCAAAUUUAGCAUCUGUCAUCAUUUACAAUGCGUCAUAAACUGUGGAUUUGGUCAAUUUGAAAGUGUACCGACGUGGGGAAUCGUAUGCAUAAAAGCCUUAAUGAGAUGUAAGGACAUCGACACUUGUCUCUGGUGUGAAGCUUGGAGACAAAUGUUGGUGUUUUUUGCAGUUGUAGUACACUUUUAAAUGAUCAUUGACACAUAAUCCAGCAGCAGGGUUAUUUUUUUUUCCCUCCUCUGUGCACCAUUUGAUUUUCAAAGAAUAUUUUUGUUGAUUUUGCUCCCCACCGUGCCACAUCUCUCCAUCAUUCAGUAUUAAUACUUCCUGUUAUGACUUUGAACCGUUGAGACUGGCAGCAUCCUGAUAAGAUCCGUGUAAACUAUGCUCGCGGGUCUGUUGCCUUGCUGAACUAGAUCCAGCAUACAGGAGGGUAAGGGUGUGUAUGCUUAGUGUUUUAGAAAUGUUAUUUCGCUGUUUUUGUGUGUUUACAGUGUAGUUGGUUAGAGGAGCAGACAUAUUUAAAAAUGCCUUUUUGUCAACAUGUUUGAGGCUUGUUAAAGGUAAUAAUCUUUAGUAAAUUAAUUUCUUUAAUUUAUUUUAACAUAUUUAUAGAAGACUUCUCAGUUGUUAAUGCUUGUAUCAAGUUUAAUAUAUUUGUUUUGUUUUUUUUCUUUUUUCU